Molecule: messenger RNA, 1995 nt
Organism: Botrytis fragariae
Lineage: Eukaryota; Fungi; Ascomycota; Leotiomycetes; Helotiales; Sclerotiniaceae
Product: putative phosphorus acquisition-controlling protein
Exons: 2
Coding region: 1-1995 (664 amino acids)
Molecular function (GO): protein dimerization activity
Source: RefSeq, a predicted model, not a curated record
AUGGACACUUCUGGGGUUUGGGAUGCUCAGGAUCCUACUUUGUCCGUUCCUUCACAAGAUGACUUUCAACAAUUCCUUGACCUGAACAUGCACAACAUGGCCGAUACCCUCCAGUUCGAUUUCAAUUUCAAUCAGCAACAAUCGCAAAGUCAACAGAUGUUACAUCAAGAUGGGAUGAGUUCAAUGAAUACGGGGAUGAGUGGCAAUCAUCAUAUGGGGCAUGAUGGAACGAUGCAAGAACAUAUGCCCUCGAUGACUACGACUUCGACCCAUCCGGCCAUACUCGGAACUCCUAUCGUACAACCACAUACUUCUACAGAGAGUUUGACAGACCUGGAUGCGCAAAUCCAAUAUCUGCAACAGCAGAAGCGUGAGCAUCAGCUACGGCAAUCGCAGGAACAACAGCGGAACUUUUAUGCCCAGAGUAGAAUGAUUCCACCCACACCUAAUAGUAUGGAAAUGCAUGGUGUCAAUCAACAUUUCUAUACUCCAGCAGAGCACCCGCCAUCUGUAUAUGAGCCCUAUCGUCUGAGAGAGCAAGAGAUGGCAUUUACUCCGCUCGUGUCACCAGCUGUUACUCCCCUAGAAACUCAAUUUAAUAUCCCCGAUUACACUGUCCCCGGAGCUUAUUUUAGUCCCUUGAGCUCCCCAGCUUUACACGCCCAAAAUGACCAUCAAGUCAUGUUCGACCAUCGUCAUUCGGGGUCAAAUGAUUCCCCAAUUGACAUGAAUGGUGAUUCACAUUCUGCGCCAGUGAGCUCUAUAAUUCCGGCUCGGAAGCCUACCCGAAAGUCUGUUGCACCAAAGCCUCGGGUGAACACUCGUGUAGUUCGGCAAUCGCCAAUUGUCAAGCCAAGUCGAGGUAGGAAAAGCUUAAGUAUGAGUGCUCAGGCGCUAGGAGAAAUUAUUGAGCCAUUGAGUUCGCAAAUGUCUCAUUCUAAAGGAACUGGAUCAACGAACUCAGCAGCAAGCACCGACCAUUCUGAAAAUGGCUCUAUAUCUCCUGAGCACCUAUCGGAUAUGGCGCCUCCACCGUUACCGAGCUCGGCUGGGAGAUCACCCUAUGUCGUAGCACAAAAGGACAAUGCCAAGAAUAAGUGGAUUCCCCUUGGAUCACCAGCUACGCCAGCUUCGCUGAUGAGAAUCACAAAAUCGCCUACUGCUAUUGAGUCGGGACUGAGCCAGGAAAUGGAACUCGAUGAUCCUGUUUUGGACGGGUUCGCAUUGCCAGAAGCUGCCAAUACUACUAUAAAACCUACAUUGUCUCGUAUCGAUACACAAUCCGAUGGACAAAUGACACCAACUUUGAGCUCAACAGGAUCCAAAACUCCUGGAUUCAAACCUCUGUCGUCGCCAGUAGUUGCACUUCCCGAAGCAGCAUCAUCGUCCAGCCAGAGUCCUCAGAUAGAUGCCAUAAAUAGUGCCACACGCAAGACGCCACAAAUGCUAGCACGAGGUGCUAAGAAGAGGGCAAGCAAUUCCGUUCUUGCUUCACCGGCUCUUCUUCCUAGGAUAUCCCCUAGCAUUAAACCAUUACUCCCUGGUGGUUCAUCCAUGCACGACGACGCCACUGCUUCCCUGCUACUUGCGUCGAAGUCAAACUACCAAAACAUACUUGAAGGAACUCAUCUUCCUGGCGUUUCGUAUCCUUCGGAACUAUCCACUAAUUUAACAUCGAAACGCACUUCUCAUAAACUCGCCGAACAAGGAAGACGAAACCGGAUCAAUUUAGCACUUACAACAUUACAUGAUAUGAUACCAUCCGAAUAUUACCCCCGAGGAAAACCCAAAGAUGCUACGGGAGACAAGAGUGGAAGUGGUGAUGGUGGGGAGAACGAGUCCGCAAGUUCCAAGGGUGGACAGAGUGCAAAUAGUAAAGCCGCUACAGUCGAAGUCGCCAUUGAAUACAUCAGUCACUUGGAAAAAGUUCUGGCCGAAGCCAAUAAAAGAGCAGAGGAAGCGGAACAGAAACUUGUAGAGAAAGAAAUUUUAUAA